Molecule: messenger RNA, 558 nt
Organism: Ruditapes philippinarum (Manila clam)
Lineage: Eukaryota; Metazoa; Mollusca; Bivalvia; Venerida; Veneridae
Exons: 3
Coding region: 97-474 (125 amino acids)
Source: RefSeq, a predicted model, not a curated record
CACAAACUGUGAGGGAUUAUAGUGACAAGUAUAUCACAUUGAUACAUAAACAGAGGUUCUUGAUGAAUUCUAGGAUUGUCAUAUUUGAGUCCAAAUAUGAACGUCGUCUACAACGUUGUCAUUUUACUCGCGAUUUGCGUCUCCUCUUCAAAAUGCAGCGGAGGACAAUUUUUGAUAGAGACUCUAACAGCUGAAGAAAAUGGUUAUCCAGUUCAUUACUGUGAAUGGAAGGGUUCCAGAUUUUUACCGGGCACCAACUUUAAGGAUUACGAUAAAUGUGUACAAUGUAAAUGCAGCAAUAAAUACCUGUCAUGUAACUCAUUGCUUGAGACAAUAAUUCUAAAGCCCGAGGACGAUGAAUUAUCUGAGUGCAAACCUGUUAAGACUGGAUGUGAAGUCAAAUGGGUCUUAAAGACCAGCGUAACUAUCCAGUGUCCUGUCCACAAGAUUCCAAAGCACCAAGCUGUCAUUUGAUUGUUCUAUCUUACAACCAUACUUAUUCCAUACUAAUUCUAAUAAACUAAUGCUUAUUACACAAUAAAUUUUAAAUGAAAAUGA